CUUGGGUCUGCCUGGGUGCCUGCGGGGCCCUUCCUGGUCACCCCUGCUCUCUUCACUCCAUCUUCCAAUCCUCAUUCCCCUUGUCACCUCUUGGAGUCCCUCCUAAGCAGGGGUCACUGGGAACCCCUACCAGGAUGUGAGUCCCUUUACCUGUAAUGCUGUGGCUGGCCCUUGGCCCCUUCCGUGCCAUGGAGAGCCAGGUGCUGGUGAUUCGCAUCAAGAUUCCAAAUAGUGGCGCGGUGGACUGGACCGUGCACUCCGGGCCGCAGCUGCUCUUCAGAGAUGUGCUGGAUGUGAUAGGCCAGGUUCUGCCUGAAGCAACAACUACAGCAUUUGAAUAUGAAGAUGAAGAUGGUGAUAGAAUUACAGUGAGAAGUGAUGAAGAAAUGAAGGCGAUGCUGUCAUAUUAUUAUUCCACAGUAAUGGAACAGCAAGUAAAUGGACAGUUAAUAGAGCCUCUGCAAAUAUUUCCAAGAGCCUGCAAGCCUCCUGGGGAACGGAACAUACAUGGCCUGAAGGUGAAUACCCGGACUGGACCCUCUCAGCAUACUAGCCCAUCAGUCUCAGAUACACUUCCAAGCAAUAGCUUAAAGAAGUCUUCUGCUGAACUAAAAAAAAUAUUAGCCAAUGGCCAGAUGAAUGAACAAGACAUACGGUAUCGAGACACCCUUGGUCAUGGCAACGGAGGCACAGUCUACAAAGCAUAUCAUGUCCCAAGUGGGAAAAUAUUAGCUGUAAAGGUUAUACUACUAGAUAUUACACUGGAACUUCAGAAACAAAUUAUGUCUGAAUUGGAAAUUCUUUAUAAGUGUGAUUCAUCAUAUAUCAUAGGAUUUUAUGGAGCAUUUUUUGUAGAAAACAGGAUUUCAAUAUGUACAGAAUUCAUGGAUGGGGGAUCUUUGGAUGUAUAUAGGAAAAUUCCAGAGCAUGUCCUUGGAAGAAUUGCAGUAGCAGCCAACAUCCUUACAUGACAUCCCUUUGGCUUAGCAGUACUGACCUGUUCAUGUAUCAUGUGUUUGCAGGACCUUAAUGCUCACCUUGACCAGCGGAAUUUCUAACUUCUUCAAAAGAAAACUGUUUGUAGUUAUAAACAUAUGAUUAGAUUUUAAUAUUCUAAAUUAUUAAGAUAAUCGAGGAAAAAAUACUACUCUUAAAUGUUUUUGCAGUCCUUUUGUGUUCUUGAUUUUUCAUUUUUGUAUCAACUAUAUCUCAGAACUUACUCCUUUACGAUUAAAAGCAGUUUCCAUAUUCAUUAAUAAAAUUUACUAUGUAAAUUGCCAAUUUUAAAUUUGGAAUAAUGUAGACAAACAGUGUCUAAGAGAAAUCACUGGGUGGUAUAAUAGUAAACAAUUGCUAAACUAAAGGCAUUCUAAUAACUUACAUGGUUUAAUGCAGAACAAAGUGAUUAUAUCAUGCACUACUUAAUUAAAUGGCUUAUUUUCACAUUCAUUAUACAUCAAACUAACAACUCAAAUUCUUUAAUCCAACAUGGACACUUACUUAGUCUUAGUUCAUUGUAAUUCACAGCUUUCCUUUUUUCUUUCUAAUUAUUAGUGUGAACUCCUCAGGAUGCUGAGAACUUUCUUUUCUGAUGCUGUUGCUGCUAAGAAGCUUCUAAUCUACAUGUGUAGGAAGAUUAGUGUAGUAUGAAAUUUGCGUACUUAAAUCACUAUUUUAGAUGAAAAUAAAAAUGUUUCAUUUCCUCUUUUAAUCUCAAUGGGAAUAAGUGCUUUGUGGCUUUUGGCAGUUCUUGACUUUAAAGUUUAAUAACAUGUAAUAAAAGGCAAAAACGGCAAAGAUACCAAUUGAAAAAGAAAAAAGUGUACAGGUUCUAUAUUCUCAAUUAUCUAUUGAACUUAACAAAAAUAGACAUCUGCCUUCUUCAGUAAAGAAGCAUGUUCUUUCUGAACUUCGUAAAUCUUGCCUCCCUCUCACGUAGGGCAUCCAGACAAGGCCACUGGUUUUCAAUUCAACUAGCAAGGAAGACUGUAAAGUGAAAAGAGUCAGCGGGAAAGAAACAAUCCAGCUUUAAAUAUAGGCUUGCCUAUUGGGUAAUUGAAAAUACAACUAAAAUUGUUUUUGUGAAAGACACUAAAAUAAGUGUGAGUCCAAGUCAUUGUUUACAGUUGCCAUAAUAUAUUUCUUUAAAUUAGGGGUUGUUUUUGUUUCUUUAUGUUUGUUCUAAAAUGUAUCAGUUUCCUCCAGCCUUUAUGUCUCAUCAGGUCAUAGUAAUGAGAACUGCUUACGGCUGGAGUAGAAGAAAUGCUUUUCUUCUGACACUUUUUAUAAACUCUGUAAUGCUUCCAAAGUAUAGUCUUCCUUCCUUUCUCCAUCCCCUCUCCCUCCCUUCUUUUUUGUUUGUUUCCAAAGUGCAGUUUUUGGUGUGUGUAAAAUUUGAAUAGGCUACAAACUUGGAUAAUCCUCUGUUGUAGCUGAAAAAGAUCAGAUUGGCACAGUGCUAGUACCAGUCAAAAUAUGCUACAAAUUAAUGGGUUGUAGGUCAUGGUUUGAAAAAUACAUGUUUGCACAGCUUGAUUGAGUUCCUAGUGUAUUUGAUUACUUCUUCUAUAGUGGUCCAAAGAUGGCACCAGCGUCCCUUAAGUUCCCUCAGUGAGGUCAAGAAAGCACAUGAAUAUAUUCUGUUGCCAAGUCUAAAGCAACAGAAUCAGAAGGUGGGAAAUAGGUGAAUAUUGAAUAUUUCCUGUGUCAAUUACUGUUGCGUGUUUAUUUACAAGUAUUAUGUCAUCUAGUCUUUACAGCAACCCUGGGUUAUUGAGCAUUUAUUAUACCAUGCAAAGUGAGAUUUAGAAAAGUUAACUCACCCAACAUUAUUGUCUAACUAACCAAUGCUCAUUUUAACAAGGGGCUAUCUGAACCCAGACCCAUUGCCUUUUCACUGUGCUUUCGUUAAGAAUCUGAGAAAAAAUAAUGAGCAAUAAAAGGGAGAACUGGGUUAAAAAGGAGGAAAAAAGAAUGAGAAAAUAAAGGAGUAAAGCAUGCAGUUGCUUUGCUUUUGAUCCUUUUUUUUGGAAGCAGGGGUGGAUUCUCACCAUGUUCUCUAUGCUGGUCUUGAACUCCUGGGUUAAUCCUCCCAUAUCAGCUUCUCGAGUAACUGGGUCUAUAGGUGUGUGCCACCCUGUUCAGCUUUCAGAUUCCUUUUGUCUUAAAGCCACAUGUAGGCAUCUCUUCCUCCCCCAAAAUGAGCUUUAUUUUUCAGCUUCUAACAAUCUGGCAUGGGGCUGGCAAAGUGGCUCAAGUGGUAGAGUGCCUGCCCAGCAAGUGUGAGGCCAUGAGUUCAAACCCCAUUGCUGCCCCUCAAAAAAGUGGAAAGUGGUGAAUAACCCAGCAUGUAAAUCCAUAGAGCCAAAGUUUAUUGCAGGGUGGACCCCUGUUUGCCUGUAUGAAAUGUAAUUUUCUCUUGUAGGAUAUAUGGCAAAAGUAUUUUUCCUUGAAGAAAUCCAUAUACAGUAUGUGAGUUCAGUCUCCAACCUGCUCUAGAUUUUUAUCUACUACUCAUUGGAAUCUGGUCUGCUGUAAAGAAUAAUACCUUUCUGCCUUUCCCUGCCACCUAACACAUUAUAUUUUUCUUCUCAUUUCUGAAGCAGUGACACUGUGCCGUAUUUUGAGUGCUAAUGUUGAUUGAAGUUGUCCCUGAGAGGAUGUGCACUUGACAUGUCAAGGAGUGAGUGAUUAACAGCAGAUAGAAGUACUUUUAGUGUCAAGGCUUUGUCCAGUCCUUAUUACGAAACGUUGCCUGAAUACCAAUAAUAUGCUAGAUUUUCAAUAGACAAGAUUUCUAGCUUCCUCCUAUGCCAAUACCCUAUGCUCUAAAUGAAAAUAUAGUCUAUUUUGACAGUUGGAAGAGUAAUACGUUCUUUUUAAAUCUCUUAACAUUUAUAAUUUUAGCAAAUAUCAUAAAAUCAGUACUGUUUUUGUUUUACCUUUUUUCUACCUGAUAAUCUGAAUACUUGGAUUGUAUGUUUUUUGAUCAUUCAAUUUCUGUUGAACCAAUUUUAGUGAUGCAUUAUAUGUAAUGGGCAAAUUUUAUAGUGUGUGACUAAGCUUCUAAGUUAGGAAGUUUGGUGCUACUUCCUCAGAACUCAAAAGAUUAUUGCUUUCCUACUAAAUAAAAUGACCUCCUACUACUACUCAA
Molecule: messenger RNA, 4153 nt
Organism: Castor canadensis (American beaver)
Lineage: Eukaryota; Metazoa; Chordata; Mammalia; Rodentia; Castoridae
Gene: Map2k5
Product: mitogen-activated protein kinase kinase 5
Biological process (GO): protein phosphorylation
Molecular function (GO): ATP binding; protein binding; protein kinase activity
Source: RefSeq, a predicted model, not a curated record